ACGGUGGAGAGGGAGCGGGGAGGGGAGGGGGUUAGUUUACACCACCGAGCCGGCGAUUUAUGUUGGCCAAAAAUUUAUCGGUUCAAUUUCCGCGAUAUUUAAACCCCACCCCCCUGGCCCCUCGGCCCCUCCUUCCAACCCCCCAUGUGUGUACGUCUGAAUAUAGAAUCCUUGAAUUGUGCAAAAAUAUAUAUUUAAAAAUUGGUAGGUGUCCAACGUUGUAGAUAAAAAAAUUGAAAAACAAAUGGUGAAAAAAAAAUUGGACUCGCCAUUUCGUGAAAUAUGAUGCCAAAAGCGAUUUCAUCUGAGUGUGACGCGGGAGAUGAGUGAAUUGAGUCUUGCCCUCGGGAUGGGAGAAGAGACGAAAAAAAUAAAUAAAUAAAUAAAUCCUGUGCAGUGGUAUGUACCCGAGGUAUUUUUGUUGUUACGACGAGGACUCCACCGUCACAAAAUACGAUGUUAAUCUAAUGCACUGAGUAUAUCUCGUGGUUUGCGCUCCUCUCGAGAACUAUGGGCAAGAGGGUAGAAAUGAACGUUAAAGGGGAAAGAGAAAGAGAAGUUUAUAGAUGGUGAGGGUGUUUGUAGAGACAGGAAGACAGCCACGGCCGGGGGAGUAAAGUGGGCGAGAAGAGGGUGAAAAGGAAGCAGAUAGGGACUGUCUGUUGGUAACUAGCGUUUGUAUACCUCUCUCACUCUCCCUUACCAUCAGUUUCACCUCUUUUAUUCUCUUCACGUGAACCCACUCCGUACCCCAGCACGCUUGCAACCGAUCGUUUGUCUUCCUGGAAGACUGCACGCCACGUACAAAUAAAUCAAUUUUCCUCAAUGCUAAUUAUCGAUUUAUUAUUCAGUGAACAUUUUUUUUUUGCACAAAGCAUUAUAUUUUUUUUUCGAGCUGGCAGGGGAAGGGCGUACUAUUACAGCCUUGAGCGGUGACUGAAGUCUCGGAUUAUUUUCAAGAGCUGAGGUUCGGAUUACCUAGAAAGGCCUCCUCAUCUGUGUCCUUCCGGCUCUUUGUAUGUGUUGAUCGGGAUCGCUCCCCCCCCCCUCCUCCCGAGGCUUCAGUAAAAUCAUUUUUUUUUUAGUUCCUUUCGCCUCGUUUCCACCCCAUCGGCUGUUACAACUAUUUCUCUCAAAUUAUUUACCAUUUUUUUUUUCACCAAUAUUUUCAACUUAAACAACUAGUUGUAUCGGUGCAUGUGAGAAAACCGGCUUUACUUGUAGAUCGAUUCGCCUUACGUUUCAGCUGAGAGCCUUUGGUCUCCUCCCCUCCGAGGUCUUUCCUAACUGCUACCACUCAUUCGCAAACCGGACGUUGAACGUGCCGACACAAAGGGACGUGGGCUAGACGCUUGGAAAGCGAUUGCAUUUCGCGAGUGAACGAGAAACUAUUGCACCUCAGACAUCUCUCGCCCACACUCUUUUGCCCCUCUACCACCCCGCUGUCCCACCACCACCAUAACUUGUACAAUUGAGGAAACAAAGGAGAGUGGGGAUAGAAACCAUAUAAUAUAAACCCUGUUGACCCAAUUGAUUUGUCGAAAUACGAGACUAGGAAGUCAGGACAUUAAAUACUAUAGAGACUCGAGUGACUUGUGAAAUCCGAAGGUGCUUUGUGCAGAUACAUGUAUUUAUAUUGCUGGGAGUGGCGGUAAUUUCAUCGUGACAAUGUGAACGGCUGUGUUUCACUUUCCUCCUGAUGACCAUAAAAAGUAUUGGAUUCUGGGUUUAAACGAUUCUUCGAGUUUCUUGUGAUUUACUUACGAUAUUUAUCACUCUGAAGAAUGCCAAUUGCCAUAGUAAUUGGUAUCUGCCCCAACUCGAACAAUGGUGAUACCUUGUAUCUCCUAAUCGUGCGAUUGCGAGGAUAUUGAUCUCGUCAAAAUGAGGAUUAAUUUAUCGAAUAAUCGAGUGUCCUUUACAACAAGCGGAUCAUUCCCCUGAAUAUUGUACUACCACAGAGUGGUCAUUAAAACUAGAAUUGAAAAAAACAACAUGAAAAAGCCACUCCUGGCGAACCAUAAGACUUUAAAAAAAAUUCCAUGAAAAUCCGUAUUUCCACGGGGUUUAAAAAACCCGGGAAUUACCAUUGGUUUACUGCUCUGAAACAGCCCCUCUACUCCCCUCCCUCAAACACCAGAUCUCAUUUUUUCAUCUUUGCCGAUACCUACAGCAUUACUCAUAAUCUCCCGAGAAAUUGAUUACCCCCGGAAAGGCCAACGUCAGAAGGAAGUUUGUCGGAUUGAAAUGACGGCACGUGUCAUUGAUCAACUGAUCCUGUCGCCCCUCCGUCGAAAUAAAAAAAGCCAAAAAAAAAAAAUCUAAGACGACGGGAAUUGAGAACCGCUGUAAGGACAAAAACUCCUGGGAGCAUAUCCCCGAAGGGUACGGAUUGGUACAAUCGGCAGCCGCCUGGUGAAACGGCGUCGCCCCAGUCGAUUCACUUCUCCCACCUAUCCCUUAUCCGUCCUCGUCCGACUCACUGUCUAGCAUAUUCCCCUACCCCAGGCGCCCUCAUUUUAUCUCCCUCAUGCACAUUGCACUCUCAAUCUCCCCUCCCAUCGUUUCUCUCUCCUCUUCUCGUCACCCCCUCUCCCCUUACCCCAUUGGCCAUCGUUUGACUACAUUCCCCUCUUGUUCUUGUGGGUCCGAGGGCUGAGACACAGCUGCCGCACAGGCUAACACGCCGACUGUUCGCCGUGGCUCUCAGAGACGCGCAACGACGCCGUGUCUACCUUUCUUUAUUUUCGUUAAAUUUUCAUUUAUUUACCAAGUAUAUCCACAAAUCAUCGAUUCAAUAAAUCACAUCAUUGAACAACGAGAUAACUCAUCAGUUGAUAACUAACGACACCAAUGGCUGUUUAAUUUAUUCAGAGUGCAUCGAUACGUUGUUGUUAAUGAGACAAUUGAAUCACAUGAUAGGGUAUGUGUACCGUGUUAUUAUCAUUGAUAAUAAUCCUUUGUUACAAGUGUGAGUCGCGCGAAAAAACUUGACUGAGAAAAGUGGAAAACGCACACGUACAAAAACAUCGCAUGCGCGCUUUUUAGUGUAUCGAAGCCGGUUGCAGUGUCUCUCUUUCCUGUUGUGCGGGCCUUUUGGCUCUUGCUCCUCUGGGAGACCUGUGUGAUAGAGCAAGAGAGAGAAAGAGAGUGAGUGAGAAUCAGUGUUAUCCUGUUGGCGGUUGAGGCAAUCCGUCUAUCUGUUUUUUUUUCCCAUAGUUACCGUCGUUGUUAUAUUUAUUAAAAAAAAAAAAGAGAGGGAAAAAAACAACACCGGAGUAACCUUGAACUCGUCAGUAUAACGUGAAUAUUUCACAUUGGUGAUUAUCAACGACAAUUGGAAUUCAGUGUUUCGACAAUUGUGCAUUUAUUUUCAUCAAUUGAAGAGAGAGAAAAAAACACAAUGUUUCCCUAUACGACUUUUCCGGCUGUCGGGAUGCAGGACGAGCAGCUACGAGUGCUAAUGUGGUGGAGCAGCAAACCUCCCAACGUUGAUACGCGUGUUAUCGUCCAGCGCUGGCAUGGAGGCAGCGAAUGGUGCACUGGACCAUGAUUUUCACAAUGCCCUUGUACCAAUAAACGGUAGCCAUUCUGGUAGCUCUGGCAGGAGUACACCGAACAGCGGUGAUCCAGCACCAGGAAAAUUGUUUGUUGGUGGAUUGUCGUGGCAAACGAGUAGUGAAAAAUUGAGGGAAUAUUUCGGAAUGUUUGGAACUGUGACCGAUGUAUUAAUAAUGAAGGAUCCAGUCACACAGCGGAGUCGAGGCUUUGGGUUCAUCACAUUCGCUGAGCCUGGGAGUGUCGACAAAGUGCUAAAAUGCCCGAUACAUACGCUCGAUGGUAAGAAGAUCGACCCGAAACACGCGACACCGAAGAAUCGUGCUAAACAGGCUAAUCGAACGAAGAAGAUAUUCGUGGGUGGUGUUAGCCAAGAUACAAGUAGUGACGAGGUAAAAGCAUACUUCAAUCAAUUUGGCAAAGUUGAGGAGACUGUUAUGCUGAUGGAUCAACAGACAAAACGACAUCGUGGCUUUGGCUUUGUGACUUUUGAAAAUGAGGAUGUUGUCGAUCGUGUUUGUGAAAUUCAUUUUCACACUAUUAAGAAUAAAAAAGUCGAGUGCAAAAAGGCUCAACCCAAGGAGGCAGUUCAACAGAGUGCCCUUGCACUUGGUAAGCGCGUUGUACUGGGUGCACUAGGUGUGCGUUUGGCACCUCAGCCACAGUUACAAGUUGCAACAGCAUCUCAAUUUGUUGCUGCGCAAGCGCAAGCGCAGGUGCAAGCUGCAGCAGCCGCAGCAGCAGCUGCACAGGUGCAGAAUGCCGUUGCGGGUUAUGGAAAAUUAUUUGCAAGCAGUUAUCCAGCAUUGUCGGCAUACAGAUAUGCCCCUUAUCCAAUACCCACCGCCGUUGCUACAGCACCACCAACAGCACCAGCGCCACCUACAACAGCCACAGCGGCACAACCCCAAGCAGGUGCACCACCUGGCAAUCCUUAUCAGGGAUAUUCACUUACAAAUGUGGAUAUGUCGAGUUUUCAGGGUGUUGACUGGGGCUCAAUGUACGGUAUGGGAAUGUACGUUUAAAUUUUCAUUAAAUUGUGGAUAAUUUAUGGGAAUCAGUGCCAGGAGCAUCUUUCUAUGGGAGAUUCCAGUACGGAGAAUGUUGGAGCGAUGGAUUGACAGUGGGAAUUGUCGAAGAGAUUACUCUGGGAAUGGUGGACGAGGAUAAACAAGUUAAACUUGGACGAUGUCAAGCCAGAUGAAUGCAAGUCUGAUAUUUUUUUCAUUCAUUUUUUUUUUUUAUUAUUUAUAUUAUUGUCUUCGUACCGUCCUUAACACUUUUUUCGUUUAUUAAGAGUAUUUUCAAUCGAUCUCUCUUCAUUGCCCUCCGCUCUUUAGGCUUCUUCAGCCAUUAACGAUAAUUUUCUUUAAUUUUUUAUCUUUUUAUUUUUCUUUCGUUUUAUCGGUUCGCGCUACUUGUGCAGCGAUUCGUUGUUGAUAACGAAUAUGAUUUUUUUUUUAUUAUGAUUAAUCCAAUUUCGCUGAUAUUCUUCGAGUAUCGCAGUGUCUCGGAGUAUUAAUCCGAAAUGUGUUCGCGAGUAAGUUAGGCAGAUAUUAACGCAAUACUCCUUUAUUUAAACAAAUACUCAUUUUCCACUCGAUGCUUCCCCCCCGAUUAAACUCCAAUUGUUUUUCUUAAUACAUCGGAUGAUAAUAAAUCGACCCUCUUGAUAAUUAAUUUAACGUGAAAGAAAAUAAGAAAAGAAGAUCGACGGGCUGUCAAUACUUACUGAUAGGUAAUAUGCAUAUUGAAAAUAUAUUUUUUUUUCGAGUAAUGGAAGACAAUAUUUCUCUGCUCUCCAUGGCGUAUGAAAAAAUAGCCAUCGUUUACAAAAUAAAAUGAUAAAAAAAACUCGAUUGAAUAAUUAGGGUAAGAACAAUAUGAUUAGAAGGAGAGGGUGAAGAGGCAAAGGUUAAACAAGAUAAUGAAAAAAAAAACUAGAAUUUGAAGAAUAAUCUUGUGUACGUGAAAAUUGCACCAGGACGUAUUAUAUUGAUUGGCGUGUGACGGGUCGCGCGUUAAUACAAUUUCAUAGUUAUUCAAUCAUUAAGGAUACUCAAUAGUAAUGUAAGUUGCGCGCAUAUGCGAUACAAGAGAACAGGAUAAUUAUUAUAAUAAUUAAAUCCACAUUGAGAUUAGCUCAAAAGAGAGAAAGAGAGAUUAGAUAUGUGAAUAAGUUAACACGUGUGAUUUUUUCACACUCAUAAUGAUUAAAUCUUUUUCUAAAAUUUUGGACUGACAAUGUGUUCUCAGUUGUGAGAGCCCAAAUAAUAAUGAGAUAAGAAAGUGGAAAAGUUUUAUGAGUGAGAAAAAUGAGACAAGUCGAAUUUGAGAUAUGUCGAAGCAAUAAGCGAAUUACUCAACUAAUUACAUCAGAGAUAAUGAUGCAACAUACAAUACUAGUAGCGUAUACAUUUGUAUAUGUCUCCGUAAGUUAAUUAUCAUGAUAAUUUAAUGGACUAAUACGUGACGAGGUGCAGUAAAUGCCACUCGUCAUUGCCGUUGUUGAAAAGGAGAAUGGAAAAGAAAAUAAUGGAGAAGUAAUAAGUAAUAUCUCUAGAAGUACGAAAUUUCACGAAAUAUUGGGAGGAGACAUAACAUGCGAGUGAUAUUCAAUAUAAAAUUUCGUCGUAAGUUAAGAGUAAAAACAAAUAUUGUUACUCGCGACACACCACGAGUAUUAUUAAUUUAUAUUUAAUACAUAUUCUUGAAUAUUGUCAUUAAAAAAUGAUACGUACUUAUGGUCAUUGCUUAAGAGCAAGACUGACAUGAGAGUGAGAAAAACAAAAAACAAAAAAAAAAGUAAUAUACAGGAGGAAAUAAGCGUGAGAAUGUGUGAGUCGCGUGUACGAGUGCUUAGUGGAGAUACAAAAAGAAAAAUUCCAAUUUUCGAUGGUAGAAGGUGCAUUGACCAUUAGACAUGACGAGCAUGUAGAGUAACGAUAAUGUCUUAUUUUUCAUUUACAACGGCCAUUGGUAGACAUUUGCAUUAUCAAUUUUUUUACAUGAUCUAUAGAUUCCCGUUGAAAUCCUGUUGACAAAAAAAAAAUAUGAAAACAGAAAAAUAAUGCAUAACAAUACCUCUCCAUUCAUAAGAUUCUUUCUACAUUCGGGAUAAUAUUGACUAGCGAAUGUUAACAGUAAUGCGUAGUUUAGUUUUUUGAACGCUAACCACCCACUAGUUUUUGAGAGUAUGAAUUAUCAUGUGAUACAUGAUUUAUUUAUAUAUAAUGUUUACAUUAGAUGAAGCAUGCUGGUUGAUGAUUCUCCUCAAAAUGAUUAGUCUUCUUUUUCUAUUCACUCUAUGAUUUCUCACCAUUCUUGAAGUUACAAGUUUCGUAUGUCAGUGUUUGCAAGAGUCAUUCGAGCUGUUUCGAAAUUUGUCGGUGUGAUUGAAUAUUGAUCCGUAACUGUCAAUAAUUCACAUUAACCUGUAACCUCACGAACUUUCCAUCACUGAACAAAAGAGGUGAAUGAUAAAAAAUAAUAAUAAACAUACAACGGCGAAUACUGUAGUGAUCUGCAACAUGUGAAUUCAUAAUAAGCAGUGACCGUAUUUUCCAAUUGAAAAUCAACAACUAUUACUGAUUACGAUUAUGCAUCAAGCAUUGUUAUUGUUAGUAGUAUUGUCAUAAUGCCAUUAUUGCCACAAUUAUUCGAACCAAACAGACCUCUACACGUACGCCAAAACAUCAUUCUGUUAUCAAAACGUGAGGCUCACACCGGCAAAAGAAUUGAGGGAGUAUUGACGAAGAUACAAAUAUUUAGCUCUCAUUAAAAAUUCCAUAAAUUGUCACGCCCAAAUUUCGCCUGCAGAACGAACAGAUAAGUUUGAAGAUAUGAUAACGAAGGGGGGGAAGGGUGAAAAAAAAAUGACAUCUGAUCGUUCUGCACGUGAAAGCAGAACGAGGCAAGCAUUUGUGUACAGAAGAGAAUACAUGUCCUCGAGGGGUUGCGAGUAUGAGGGUGUAUUUGGUGGGUGGGUUGGUUUUAGUUGGUCUGUGAUCCUCCUCUAAAUUUUCUAUCCCACUCUGUCGUCUACCGAUCGAUCGUUCCAACGGGUGUCUCCUGCAAGCAUUGCAAGGGGGCAUAGCUAGGCAUCAUCCCUCGAUUGGUGCGCGCGUCGGUUUACUUCAGAACACCCCUUAACCCCUCCCAUCAAAGGAUCGAAGGCUAAACUUCUUCGCAUUCUUCGUGCUUCCACAGUAUACCCACAAACUCAUAUCCAUUCACCUAUACGCAUACGCGUAAUACGAGUAUUCUGUUAAUUUAAUUAAGCUCAAAUCACAUUUUCCAUCUUUAUUAGCCAAAAUUUGAUAGAGGAUAAACACGAGGGACACAUUCGCAGCCCCUUGAGGACGUGCUGAGGUCUCAGUUUCACCGAAAUGAGAGAAACAUGAACUCUACGAUUGAUAUAACGUGACGUAAACAUACACAUGAAAACUCUCAAACCAUAUACAUAACACAGUAAUACGAGAGAAUUAAGAGAAAAGUUGAUGAAAAAAAAAACAUUUCUUAGAUUAGAUAAAUGCCUAGUGAAAUUGCCAAUAAAGUAGUCGUUUACAACUGGUAGCUAA
Diachasmimorpha longicaudata is the source of this 8138-nucleotide messenger RNA. RefSeq names its product RNA-binding protein Musashi homolog 2-like (gene msi). Bases 3522 to 4583 code for a protein of 353 amino acids. NCBI's taxonomy places the organism in Eukaryota, Metazoa, Arthropoda, Insecta, Hymenoptera, Braconidae. The transcript has 4 exons. Gene Ontology annotation, biological process: regulation of translation. The record is from RefSeq and is a predicted model, not a curated record. Gene Ontology annotation, molecular function: mRNA binding. Gene Ontology annotation, cellular component: cytoplasm.